AGAAACGCUUUCGUACACGGACGACACGGCCAUGAGCAGGUCGGUGGUGCAGUCCCUGCUUGCCAAGCGAGAGUUCGAUGAGGUCGAUAUGGCCAAGAGGUUUGCGGAGGAGUACAAGAAGGAGCCCAACAGGGGCUAUGGGAUGGCUGUCGUCAACGUCUUCAAGAAGCUGCUGAGCCCCAAGUGCAGCGACGUGUUCGAGCCAGCCAGAGCCCAGUUCAACGGGAAGGGCUCCUACGGCAACGGCGGAGCCAUGCGGGUGGCAGGCGUCCCCCUGGUGUACUCUGACGUCCAGGAUGUUAAGAAGUUUGCGAAGCUGAGCGCCGAGCUGACCCACGCCAACUCCCUGGGCUACAACGGGGCCGUUCUGCAGGCCCUGGCCGUGCACCUGGCCCUGCAGGGAGAGCUCAGCAAGGAAACCUUCCUGGAGCAGCUCAUCAGCCACAUGGAGGAUGUGGAGGCAGACGACAAGUCUCUCACUGACGCCCGAGCGCUGGGAUUUGAGGAUUUGCCAUUUUCAAGGCGCCUAAAGAAAAUAAAGGAAUUUUUGGAGCUCAGCAGCGUUCCCAAAGCAGAUGUGUUGUUUGAGUUGGGCAACGGCAUCGCCGCUUUGCGGUCUGUCCCUACGGCGAUUUACUCCUUCUUGCGCUGUAUGGAAGCUGACCCCGACAUCCCCGCUCACUACAACAACCUGCAGAGGACCAUCAUCUACUGCAUCUCUCUGGGGGGAGACACAGACACCAUUGCCACCAUGGCAGGAGCCAUCGCGGGGGCUUAUUACGGGGAGGAGCAGAUACCCCCGAGCUGGGAGCAGAGCUGCGAGGCGUUCCAGGAGACGCAGAAGCUGGCAAGCAGCUUGUACGAGCUCUACUGCCAGCGGCUCUGA
This is a messenger RNA of Mesitornis unicolor (brown roatelo), 886 nucleotides long. RefSeq names its product ADP-ribosylhydrolase like 2 (gene ADPRS). The transcript has 5 exons. Lineage: Eukaryota; Metazoa; Chordata; Aves; Mesitornithiformes; Mesitornithidae. Gene Ontology annotation, cellular component: nucleus; mitochondrion. The record is from RefSeq and is a predicted model, not a curated record. The coding region runs from base 32 to 886 and encodes 284 amino acids.